Molecule: messenger RNA, 1095 nt
Organism: Plasmodium gallinaceum
Lineage: Eukaryota; Apicomplexa; Aconoidasida; Haemosporida; Plasmodiidae
Gene: MORG1
Product: mitogen-activated protein kinase organizer 1, putative
Exons: 7
Coding region: 1-1095 (364 amino acids)
Biological process (GO): mRNA splicing, via spliceosome
Cellular component (GO): catalytic step 2 spliceosome
Molecular function (GO): protein binding
Source: RefSeq, a predicted model, not a curated record
AUGAAUAUUAACUUAAAUGCUCAAACAACAGGGAAAUUAUCAGGGCAUAAAGCAUGUAUAACAAAAAUUCUGUUUAGUAAUGAUGAAAAUUAUAUUGUUAGUUCAAGCUUAGAUAAUAAAAUUUGUCUUUGGAAUAUUAAUACACAAUUACAUAUAAAUACAUAUAAAGAUGUACAUAAAAAAGGAAUAAAUGACAUAGCUCUUUUCCGAGAUAAUACAAAAUUUUUUUCUGCUGGGAAUGAUAUGUAUGCAUAUUUAUGGGAUACAUUAUCCAACAGAAUUUUAAAUAGAAUUAAUGUAAAUGAUAAGAUAAAUGUUAUUAAAUUAAGUAAAAAUGAAAAAUUGCUUUUUUGUAGUAAAAAUAAUGCAAUAAAUAUUUACGAUUUUAAAGAAAGAGAUUUUAAAAAAAAAAAUAACCCACUGCAAAUAUUUAAUGAUGCUAAAGAUAUGAUUUCUGAUAUUUAUAUUGAUGACUAUGAAAUUUAUAGUUGUAGUAUUGAUAACAUACUAAGACUUUAUGAUUUGAGAAUGGGAAAAAUGACAAGUUAUAAUAUGAAAUCCUCUAUUUUAAGUAUUGAUGUAACAAAAGAUAGAAAUUAUUUUUGUGUUAAUUUAAUAGACAACAGCAUUAAGUUGAUUGAAAAAAAUAGUGGAAUUGUACUUGCUUUAUAUAAAGGUGAUAUGAAUAACAAUCAUAAAAGGAACAUAAAAUUUGAUAAUAAAAAUAAAUAUAUAUUUUCUUGUUCAUAUAAAAAUGAAUUAUAUAUUUAUGACAUUGUUAAAAGUAACUUAAUUAAUAAUACAACAUUUUACAAUGAUUUGGAAUAUGAAGAAAACUUGGAUAUAUAUAAAAAUACAUAUUUUAAAAUAAAUAUAGGUAAACCAACAUAUUACUUAAAUAUUAAUCAAAAUUUACUUACAGAAAAUACUUACAUAGAUAGAGAAAAAUAUGAUUCUGUUUUAAAUAAAUAUAAAAUUUAUGGUAAAAAAGCAAAAAUGCAUUUAUCCGAUAAUGAUUUUAAAAAUAUAAACAAUAAAUUAGUAUGUGGUGAUGUAGAUGGUGAUAUACAUAUAUUACAACUAUAUUACGACUAA